Macrobrachium nipponense is the source of this 1944-nucleotide messenger RNA. Its product is annotated as myosin-2-like. Lineage: Eukaryota; Metazoa; Arthropoda; Malacostraca; Decapoda; Palaemonidae. Bases 1 to 1944 code for a protein of 647 amino acids. The record is from RefSeq and is a predicted model, not a curated record. The transcript has a single exon.
AUGAUGCUUCUUUUGGCUGAAGGACCUUUGAGUGUACCACAGGAUUUAGACUUUAUAGCUGAGGUACUUGUUAUUCCCGAUAUUAUUGCUGAUGAACAGAACUUUUGGACGCCAGGCAGAGCCGUUGCCAUCACUUGUAUGAGUGUGGCCUUGUUGGCUGGCCUGGCGGUGGCUGCUUACCAGAGAUGCCGACGACUUGGAAAUUACAUUCACGAACUGGAAGAAGAAACUCAAGAAGAAAGAAACUUGAAGAAGGAGGAACGCCUGGACGAGAUGACCCAUGACAUCCAGUUGAUGGGAAUCCAGCGAGGACGUCUGGACGCCAAGAACAUGAUGCUGGAAGACGUUCUGGAAAAAAGUAAGAUCAAGGAAACUGAAAUGGAACGCCUCUUGAACGGAGCGAAGGAACAGCUCGAGUUUCUACAAAAUCAAAUUGUAGAGAAAGAUCGUCUGAUUGAACUGAACGGGCUGGAAAGAAAAGAAAUGGAAAGUCGACUGGAAGAAGAGGAGAAAUCUAGAGGCAGAGACAUCCAGAUUCUGGAAAAAGAGAGGAAUCUUUUCCAGGAGAAGAUGGAAAGCGCUCUGAAGGAAGGAACAGAGCUGGCCUCACGAUUAAAGGAAGCUGAAGCCACCAAUCGAGUGUUGGUUUCGGCGAACGAAGGCUUCAACAAGGCAAAUGACCAAAUGCGAGACACUCUGGAAAAGAAAGAGAAGGAGGUCGACCAGUUGGAAAAUUUGAAGGAAGCCUCUGCACAAGAAAUAGCCGGUCUGCAAAAGAGGAAUGACGAUCUCGAGAUGGAAAUCGAAAAGAAUCAGGAUGAAAAGAAGAAGAACAGGGUUUUGAACGACGAAGUUCAGCAAAUGAGAAACUGGGUUGCUGAACUAGGAGGUCUAAACGCUAUGCUGGAGGAGGAACUGGCCAGUAAAGAACUAGAAAUAAAUUCACUGAAGGCUUCUUUACAAAAUGAAGAAGCAGAGAAUAGAAUAUUGAAAGAGGAGGUUCAGCAGAUGAGAAACUGGGUCGCUGAACUGGGCGGUCAGAAUGCUAAAAUGGAGGAGGAACUGGCCAGUAACGAAAAGGAAAUCAAGUCACUAAAGGAUUCUUUAGAAAAUGGCGAAGCAGAAAAUAGUAUUUUGAACGAAGAGGUUCAGCAAAUGAGAAACUGGGUAGCUGAACUGGGCGGUCAGAAUGCUAAGCUGGAGGAGGAACUGGCCAGUAAAGAAAUAGAAAUAAAUUCACUAAAGGAUUCUUUACAAAAUGGAGAAGCAGAGAAUAUAAUUUUGAAAGAGGAAGUUCAGCAAAUGAGUAACUGGGUAGCUGAACUAGGCGGACAGAAGGCCAAGAUGGAGGAGGAACUGGCCGGUAACGACCAGGAAAUAAAUUCACUAGAGGAUUCUUUAGAGAAUGAAAAGAAGAGGAAUAGAAGUUUGAUUGAAGAAGUUCAGCAGAUGAAAAAUUGUGAAGCUGAACUAGGAGGCAAAAAGGCCAAGUUAGAAGAAGAGUUACUUCAUAAAGAACAGGAAAUAAUUUCACUGAGGAAUUCUUUAGAAAAUGGAGAAGAGACCAACAGAAUUCUGAGAGCAGAAGCUCAGCUGAUAAGAAACUUUGCAGUUGAAGUUGAAAGUGAAAAGGCUGAAAUAAAGAAAGAGUUAGUUGAGAGGGACCAGGAAAUAACUCUUUUGAAGAACUGUUUAGAAAAUGAAGGAGAGGAUAACAGAAUUUUGAAAGAGGAAUUUGAGCAGAUGAAGGCGCAGCUGGCCGAAUUGGAAGGCAUGAAUUUAGAUAUUAAAGGUGAAGUGACUCAAAAGGAUAAAAUGAUAAAGUCCAUGGAGAAUGCUCUAGAGAACGAGAAGGAGAGGAAUAAAGAGUUAAAGAAAAAGUUGCUGAAGCAAGUUGAAAGACUUGAUCAAAUCGUAGCAUUCGCCCAAACCAUGGACAAAUAA